AUGCUUUCCAUGAAACCUUGUUCCGUUCUCGUUCUGGCCGUGUGCUGCUGCAGCUUGGCCCUCGUGCAGGCCCGUCCUGAUGUGAGUCACUUGCUUCAAUCGAACCGCAACUAUCUGCCUCCGCUGCCACAGAAGGAGCUCUCCGUUAGCCAAAACUACCAGCAGAUUGCUCAGUACCAGAAUCAGGUGCAAGUGCAGACCCAAUCAUUCCCCCAGGUGGAGUCCAUUCAGGCAUCUAUUCCAUUGGCCAGCUUCUCUAUUCAGUCGGGCGGACAAUACCAACCUGCCGCUCCUGCUCCUGCUCCCGUUCAAGUCUCCAUUCCAGCACCUGCUCCCGUUCAAGCGCAAGCACCUGCCCCAGCGCCAGCUUCCCAGGUGAUCUAUGAGUCGCCCAAGCCAAUUGUUGCCACCCAAACCACGGUGCAGAAUGCCUAUCUGCCACCUGUCCAGCAGUUUGUGCCCGCACCAGAGCCAGUUGUGGAGACAACAGUGCAGCAGACCACCUACAAUGCCCCCGAGAAUGUAGUUGCUCCCGCUCCCGCUCCCGCUCCCGCUCCGGUGGUUGAACAGACUUACUCCGCUCCAGCACCUGUGGUGCAGGAACAAACUUACUCCGCACCAGCACCUGUGGCUCAGCAGACUUACUCCGCUCCAGCGCCAGUGGUGCAGGAACAGACCUACACUGCUCCAGCUCCGAUUGUCCAGCAGACUUACUCCGCUCCAGCACCUGCAGUUCAGCAGACUUACUCCGCUCCAGCGCCAGUGGCUCAAGAACAGACCUAUUCAUAUCCCGCUCCCGCACCUGUGCAGCAACAAACUUACUCCGCCCCAGCGCCAGUGGUGCAGGAACAGACAUACACCGCUCCAGCUCCGAUUGUCCAACAAACUUACUCUGCACCUGCGCCAGUCGUUCAGCAGUCCUACUCUGCUCCAGCGCCAGUGGUGCAGGAACAGACAUACACCGCUCCAGCUCCGAUUGUCCAGCAGACUUACUCCGCUCCAGCUCCUGUGGUUCAGCAGACAUUCAGCGCACCUGCUCCAGUGGUUCAGCAGACUUAUUCAGCUCCUGCUCCUGUGGUGCAACAGACUUACACUGCCCCAGCGCCGGCGGUGCAGGAACAGACCUAUUCAUACCCCGCUCCAGCGCCAGUGGUUCAGCAAACUUACUCAGCUCCAGCUCCAGUUCAGCAGACAUACAAUGCACCCGCUCCUGUGGUUCAGCAGACAUACACCGCUCCAGCUCCAGUUCAACAGACAUACACAGCUCCUGCUCCUGUGAUCCAACAAACCUACUCAGCUCCUGCUCCAGUCUCUGUUGCUCAGCAAACUUACUCUGCUCCAGCUCUGAUCCCAGAGCCAGUACAGCAGACUGUUAGCAUCAGUGCCCCGGUUUCAGUUCCAGCACCAGCACCAGCGCCAGUUCAGAUUCAGCAGCAGCAGCAGCAGCAGCAGCAGCAGCAGUACAGUGGCUAUAGCUACCAGGCGCCAGCAUCAGCUCCAAUAGUUCAGCAGACAAUCAGCAGCUACACGGCUCCAGCUCCGGUUCAGUUCCAGCAAUCGUUUGUGCCCGCACUACCAGCACCAGCACCAGCACCGAUCCAGAUUCAGUCUCAGCCAAUCGUUCAGUAUGCGCCACAAGCUCCAACAUACACUCCAGUGCAACAGCAACAGCAGCAGCAGCAGCAGCAGGUUUCCUAUGCACCAGCAUCGAUCGUGCAACAGACUGAGACUGGCAGUGUCGUGUCCCAGGUGGCGACUACCUCCACGAUCUCGAAUGAGAUCGGCACCGACUAUGCAGCCAAUGGCGGCUAUGUCUACGAGAAGCACUGAGAGAGAGAUGCAGUGUCCGAACUCGCAUCGAGUUGUGGAUCGGAGAUCCUUGCAGCACAUCGCGAAACGCUGAUCGUGUCAUCAGUGUCACUUAUUGUUACUUAGCCAAUUUCUAGCACCAAUUAGUUGUAGCAAACAAUUCACUUUUUUU
Drosophila subobscura is the source of this 1981-nucleotide messenger RNA. RefSeq names its product skin secretory protein xP2. Gene Ontology annotation, cellular component: RNA polymerase II transcription regulator complex. Bases 1 to 1830 code for a protein of 609 amino acids. Gene Ontology annotation, molecular function: transcription coactivator activity. The record is from RefSeq and is a predicted model, not a curated record. Gene Ontology annotation, biological process: positive regulation of transcription by RNA polymerase II. NCBI's taxonomy places the organism in Eukaryota, Metazoa, Arthropoda, Insecta, Diptera, Drosophilidae. The transcript is spliced from 3 exons.